Molecule: messenger RNA, 2955 nt
Organism: Cheilinus undulatus (humphead wrasse)
Lineage: Eukaryota; Metazoa; Chordata; Actinopteri; Labriformes; Labridae
Product: carcinoembryonic antigen-related cell adhesion molecule 5-like
Exons: 10
Coding region: 35-1900 (621 amino acids)
Source: RefSeq, a predicted model, not a curated record
GAAGACUCAUGAUUAUUAACACGGUCUGAGGCUGAUGGUUCACUUCCUGUUGCUCCCUAAAACUCAAGAAGAUAGACCAAUGGAGAAAUUCAUUUUACUCUUUGUUGGUUUUGUGGCUUUUACAGGUUUGACUAAUGGAGCUGGGUUGUUACCAGAUAAUAUGAUGGCAGAAAAGGGAGGGACAGUUAACUUCACCACAGUGUCUCCACCAGACGGGCCAUUUUUAGGAAUUAACUGGUUGUUUGGUAAUAAACCAAUAAUCGUUGCAACUCCUGGUUCAGGCACACCCGCUCCAGAUUAUGAGGGAAGAAUCACCUUCUUCCCUGAUACUGGAUCUCUGGAGCUCAGGAAUCUGUCUCCCAGUGACAGUGGAGAAUACACAGUAAGAAUUAUAACUGCAGCUGCUGAACAUACUGGGACAACAACCCUGGAAGUUGUCGAGAGAAUUUCAAAUCCCUCUAUCACACUAACAAACGUGGCGAUUGAAGGGAACAAUCUCAACUUAACCUGUGAAACUGCUGGCUCUAUGCUUACCAGGAAGUGGUUAAAGGAUGGAUCGGAUCUGACUCUGUCUGACAAUAUUACACUUGAUGAUGACAACAGAGUGCUGUCCUUUCAGCCUCUGAAUAGAGCAGACAGAGGUGUAUAUUCCUGUAACAUCACCAACCCCAUCAACACCAUGGAGGCUAAAUACAACUUGGUUGUGAACUAUGGACCUGACAAAGCUCAAAUCAAGGGAGAAAAUAAAAUAAACUCAGGAGAAACCUUCACAUUAACCUGCUCCGCUGAGUCUGAACCAUCUGCUAGCUUCACCUGGAUACUGAACGGGAAAGUGGUUCACAGUUCUGCUGAGUAUAAGAAGAAAGCUGAACCCUCUGACGGUGGAAACUACACCUGCCAGGCAAAGAAUAGUAAAACUGGGAGAUCGUCUUCUGCGAUGCAUGGAUUGACUGUAAUAGAGAGAAUUUCAAAUCCUUCUAUCACACUAACAAACGUGGCGAUUGAAGGGAACAAUCUCAACUUAAUCUGUGAUGCUGCUGGCUCUUUGCUUACCAGGAAGUGGUUAAAGGAUGGAUCAGAUCUGACUCUGUCUGACAAUAUUACACUUGAUGAUGACAACAGAGUGCUGUCCUUUCAGCCUCUGAAUAGAGCAGACAGAGGCGUAUAUUCCUGUAACAUCACCAACCCCAUCAACACCAUGGAGGCUGAACACACCUUGGUUGUGAACUAUGGACCUGACAAAGCUCAAAUCAAGGGAGAAAGUAAAAUAAACUCGAGUGACACCUUCACAUUAACCUGCUCCGCUGAGUCUGAACCAUCUGCUAGCUUCACCUGGAUACUGAACGGGAAAGUGGUUCACAGUUCUGCUGAGUAUAAGAAGAAAGCUGAACCCUCAGACAGUGGAAACUACACCUGCCAGGCAAAGAAUAGUAAAACUGGGAGAUCGUCCUCUGCGACGCAUGGAUUGACUGUAAUAGGAUCCAACGAACCCACAGGUGGCUGUGGUGGUGGUUGUAUUGCUGGGAUUGUAAUUGCAGUAUUGGUGGUCAUUGGAGCAGCUGGUGGUGGAGGAUACUAUGUUUACAAAAAGAAAAAAAGUCGGAAACAGUCCCCCACUCCGAGAGGAGGAAGAGAUGGAGGCCAGGACAACACAAACAACUCAGGGAAUAAGGAGCUGAACUAUGCAGAUGUUAGAGUUUUCCACAAGAAAGAUGGCGACGCUGUCCAACUGGGGACACAGAACGAGACGACAGAGUAUGCUCAGGUCAGAGGGAGCAACAACCCUCCCGCAGCGGCCUCCCUUCCUGACUAUGACGCCCACAUGCAGAGAAACAGGAGGCUGGCUCCUCAGCCUGAUGCCAAUGGAGCUCAGCUUUACUCUCAGAUUCGCAAGAACUGAUAACAUCAGAUAUAAUACUUAAUCUCGUCGCAUAAGCCUGUGGUCAGAGAAACCUGCUGUCUGCUCUCAGGUCUUUUAUACAUGACUUCUUUGGACUUGAGUUUACAGCAAAAGCACUUUAGUUAAUAAUCAACCAGCUGAUGACGGGUAUUGAGAUCAUAAGGCACGGUGUUGCCAUAUAAACUGGCACACACAGCAUUGACUAACUUCCUUCUGCCUUUGUUUGGUUAUAAAUAUCUGUAGAUAUUCUUUCUAUUUGAUUACAAGGUUUACUUAAGAUUAAUGUUUCACAAAGGUGAGGCGUCAUAUUUGAUCCUACAUGUGCGAUAUUUGAUUGAAUUUAACAGCUUAUUCAAUAUAGAUACAGUUUCAAUGAUGUACAUUUUAAAAAAUAUGAAAUAAUUAUUAUUUGACAUUAACAAUGUCUUUUACAGUUUUAUUUUUCAUUUCUUUUCUUGAUGAUAGUGUAGCUUUCAAUCUGUCAUGACAAAUAUAAACAUAAAUGAAUAUGCAGAAUGUAAUGUGGAAAGUCUAAAAGGCAUUUUCAAAGUAGUUAUAUAAGAUUUAAGUAAAUGUUUACUUUUCCACAGAAGAGAGGAGGGGAGAUCUGAAGGCCACACAAUAAUCAAAAACAUGCUAAAAUAAGUCAUAUAAAGGGAUUUCUUUGCAGUUUGACUUUAAGCAUUAAAGAAGCAAUAGUUGGUAAGAUCUGAAGGUUUCUCUCUCCCUGUCUGCUGGUUCUGCGAUGAAAAUCUAGGGGUGCAAUAAAUGGGUUUUAAAGUCCACCAAAAAGCCAUGAGGAAAUAGGCUUACAAGAAAUAUGAUAGUAAUAAAAUAUGAUUAUAGAUGAUAAUCAGUGUAAUUCAAAACAUAUUUAUGGUAAAAGUCAGUUAGAGCCUAUAGUGUAAUGAUAGGAUAACAUGCAUCUGUCAGCAUAUUGUUUUGAAAGGCAUUAGGCCAAAAGGGAAAUUAUUAGGGGAUACAGAGAAAAGGGAAACAAAGUUGAACUACUAUUAAUGCAUAUUGUCUAACUCUGACAACUGCAAACAAGACAA